Molecule: messenger RNA, 1425 nt
Organism: Fusarium redolens
Lineage: Eukaryota; Fungi; Ascomycota; Sordariomycetes; Hypocreales; Nectriaceae
Exons: 3
Coding region: 49-1395 (448 amino acids)
Biological process (GO): protein urmylation; tRNA wobble position uridine thiolation
Cellular component (GO): cytosol; cytoplasm
Molecular function (GO): thiosulfate-cyanide sulfurtransferase activity; URM1 activating enzyme activity; adenylyltransferase activity
Source: RefSeq, a predicted model, not a curated record
CUUUUCUCACAUCUCAAACUGACUCUCAUUAAAACUCAUGAAAUAACAAUGGAAGAAAUCGAUAAUCUUCGAAGAGAAAUCGCCAAGCGAGAGGUCGAACUCACAGAUCUUCGCUCCCAACUCGCCGCCGCAGAAUCACAAGCACGUGAAUCUAAAGAAGCGUGGAAAUGGCCACUGGAUAACCACGAGUAUGAGAGGUACAGUAGACAGAUGAUUGUUCCAAACUUUGGACUACAGGGACAACUACGCUUGAGGAAAGCCAAGGUUCUGCUCGUUGGGGCUGGCGGCCUGGGAUGUCCUGCUGCUGCGUACCUCGCCGGUUCAGGGAUUGGGACGAUCGGCCUUGUUGAUGGCGAUGAAGUUGAAGUUUCGAACUUACAUCGUCAAGUUGCGCAUUCGACGGGUCGUGUUGGUAUGAGUAAGGUUCAGAGUGCGAUUACAUAUCUCAAAGAACUUAACCCGACGAUAACUUACAAUGCGCACAACACGCAUCUUACACCGCAGAACGCUGAGGAUAUUGUAUCGGGGUAUGAUUUGGUCCUUGAUUGUACUGAUCAUCCUACGUCUCGCUAUCUCAUCUCAGAUAUCUGCGUUCUUCUCUCAAAGCCUCUUGUUUCAGCAUCUGCAUUUCAAACAUCAGGUCAACUGAUCGUUCUGAACAACCCUCCUGGAAAAGGCCCCUGUUAUCGCUGUGUGUUCCCUACCCCUCCGCCGCCAGAUAGCGUGGUUGGAUGCGGUGAGGGCGGCAUUAUUGGACCAAUUGUCGGUACGAUGGGUGUCUUACAGGCGCUGGAGGCAAUCAAGUUGAUCUCAAGAGGUGAUCUCGAGAUCCAUGGAGAUGCCAAGACACCAAUGUUGUUGCUUUUUAGUGGCAUGGCUGAUACCCCUUUCCGAUCUGUGAGGAUGAGGGGGAGAAGAAAGACAUGUCUGGCUUGUGGUGAUGAGAAUAGGUUGACGUUGGAAGAGCUAAAGAACUCAAUGGACUAUGUUCAGUUCUGCGGUGUCAAGCAACCUGUUCAAUUGCUUAAGCCGGAUGAGCGAGUCACAGCAAAGGAGUAUGAGGAGCUCUCCAAUGGAGAGAAUAAGGAUAUGUUGCUGGUGGAUGUUCGGGAGAAGGAACACUUUGAUCUCUGCAAUAUCUCUGGAUCGGUCAAUAUUCCUAUUAGCCGCUUCAUGAGCGCUCGGGGUGAAGCUACACCCGAGGGUUGGCCAAGCGAUCUGCCCCAUUCAACGCCCAUAUACGUCGUCUGCCGAGUGGGUAAUGAUUCGCAGAUUGCCGCUCAGAAACUCAAGGAUCUGGGAUUAGGGAACAACGGAGAGCGAUUUAUCGGCGAUAUUCUAGGUGGAUUCAAGUCAUGGAAGGAUACUGUUGAUCCAUCUGUACCUUUUAUAUAGACUAACACAAGAGACGCCGUCUAAAAGAGG